AUGUCAAACUUUGUGCAAAAGGAAAGAGCUGAAACCACUGUCAAUAUUGACAAGUUGAAUGCCUUUUUAGAUCCUGAUCAUGAAAGAACUCAAAAUAUCUUUAAAGAAAUCAUUAAUGAUCCAAUCUUAACAACUCCAAGAAACUAUUAUGAUUUAACAAAACCUCAAUUAAGAGAAUUAUCUGCAAAGAAAAUUGCAAGAUUAUCAAGAUAUGUUGAAACUGAAGAUUUUGAAGAAUUUGAAGAAAGAAGUACACUUUUAGCAAUUGCUGAUCCAGCGGUUAUUACAAGAAUUGGUAUUAAUUUAAAUUUAUUUUGUAAUGCAAUUAAAGGUAAUGGUACUGAUGAACAAAUUAAAUAUUGGUUAUUUGAAAGAGGUACCAUGCAAUUGAGAGAUAUUUAUGGUUGUUUUGCAAUGACUGAAAUGGCUCAUGGUUCAAAUGUUGCCGCUUUAGAAACAACUGCAACUUAUAAUCCGGAACGUCAAACUUUUAAAAUUAAUACUCCUGAAUUAAGAGCUACUAAAUGGUGGAUUGGUGGUGCUGCUCAUUCUGCUAAUUAUGCUGUUGUUUAUGCUAGAUUAAUUUCAAAAGGUAAAGAUUAUGGUGUUAAGAUUUUUGUUGUUCAAUUAAGAGAUCCAAAUCAUGAAUUGGUUCAAGGUGUUACAAUUGGUGAUAUUGGUACUAAGAUGGGUAGAGAUGCUAUUGAUAAUGGUUGGAUUCAAUUUCAUAAUGUUGAAGUUCCAAGAGAAUUUAUGUUGCAAAGAUAUACCAAAAUUGAUCCAGAUGGAACUGUUCAUUUGACUCCAUUAGAACAAAUUAGUUAUAGUGCCUUAAUUCAAGGUCGUGUUGCAAUGACUAUGGAUUCUUUUAGACAAGGUGCAAGAUUUAUUACCAUUGCAUUAAGAUAUGCUGUUGGUAGACAACAAUUUGGUAAACCUGGUCAAGAAAAUCAAAUUAUAAAUUAUGCAUUACAUCAACAUCGUUUACUACCUUAUUUAUCUUUAGUUUAUCUUUUAGGUCCAGGUUCUCAAAAAUUGGUUAUUGAUUACCGUCAAAUUUUAAAAGAUUUACAUGAUGGUAAAAAUCUUAAAAAAUCAAUUGCUGAUUUGAAAGAUUUAUUUGUUAAUUCUGCUUCAUUAAAAGCUACAAAUACUUGGUUGAUUUCUCAAUUAAUUGAUGAAGCAAGACAAGCUUGUGGUGGUCAUGGUUAUCAUGCUUAUUCAGGUCUAGGACGUGCUUUUAAUGAUUGGUCUGUUCAACAAACUUGGGAAGGUGAUAAUAACGUUUUAUCUAUUAAUGCUGGUAGAUCAAUUAUUAAAUAUUAUGAAGCUGGUCAAAAGGGUAAGAAACUUGGUGAAGAUUUUGAAUAUUUAAAACAAAAAUUUGAUUCAAAUUUGAAAUUUGAUGAUGAUAGAUCUUUAGUUGAUAUUUGGUCUUUAGUUAUUAUUAAAGUUGCUCAACAUGCUUUAUCAAUUUAUAAUGGUGAUUGGGAAUCAGUUUCUCAAGAACGUUUAUUAUUAUCAAAAUUCCAUUCAAAUCGUUAUUUAACUGAAACUUUUUAUAAACGUUUAACAAAAUCAUCAGAUUUAGGUUCAAAAGAAAAAGAAACUUUGAAAACUUUGUUCAAAUUAUAUACUUAUUAUUUUAUUGAUAAAUUUGCUGGUACAUUUUUACAAUUUGAUAUUUUAGAUGCUUCAAGAUUAACUCAUAUUCAAGCUGAAACUAAAAAAUUAUUUAAUGAGUUAAGACCAAAUUUAAUUGGUUUAACUGAUGCUUUUAAAUAUCCAGAUGAAAUUAUUAAUUCUUCAUUAGGUAAUUUCAAUGGUGAUUUCUAUAACAAUUAUUUCCAAGAUGUUGUUCAAAAUUAUGGUAAAGGUGAUAAAGCACCUUAUAUUGAUGUUUUAACUGAUGUUUUGAAAAGACCAUCAUUAGAUGAAUUAAGUUCAUUUUCAAAGACUAAAAAAACUUUAGAAAAAUUAGGUGAUGAUAUUUAA
Hansenula ciferrii is the source of this 1995-nucleotide messenger RNA. RefSeq names its product acyl-CoA oxidase (gene POX1). NCBI's taxonomy places the organism in Eukaryota, Fungi, Ascomycota, Saccharomycetes, Phaffomycetales, Wickerhamomycetaceae. Bases 1 to 1995 code for a protein of 664 amino acids. Gene Ontology annotation, cellular component: peroxisome. The transcript has a single exon. Gene Ontology annotation, molecular function: acyl-CoA oxidase activity; FAD binding; fatty acid binding. Gene Ontology annotation, biological process: lipid homeostasis; fatty acid beta-oxidation using acyl-CoA oxidase. The record is from RefSeq and is a predicted model, not a curated record.